AUGGCAACCAGACCCUCUCACACACGUACAGCGUCCACCAAUCUCGGCACCAAUGCCAGUCAGCGCCCUUUGGAGGGCAGAGUGGCCAUAGUAACAGGGGCAUCAAGGGGUAUGUGCAAGCCUGCCAUUAGCCCUCCUCAGACUCACAGUCGUAGGCAUCGGCCUUGA
Messenger RNA from Plenodomus lingam JN3, 168 nucleotides. The record is from RefSeq and is a predicted model, not a curated record. NCBI's taxonomy places the organism in Eukaryota, Fungi, Ascomycota, Dothideomycetes, Pleosporales, Leptosphaeriaceae.